AUGCUUCAAUUAACAGAAGAAGAAACUAAUAACGAGUUAUACGCGGCCAUGGCAUCAUCCUCAUCAAGCUCCUCUUCAAACUCUCCGUGCGCUGCCUGUAAGUUUCUGAGAAGAAAAUGCAUGCCAGGGUGCAUCUUUGCCCCUUACUUUCCACCAGAAGAGCCUCAAAAGUUCGCCAGCGUCCACAAGAUCUUUGGUGCCAGCAAUGUUACCAAGCUCCUCAACGAGCUCCUUCCCCACCAACGAGAAGAUGCUGUGAAUUCGCUUGCCUACGAAGCAGAAGCACGGAUGAAGGACCCUGUCUACGGCUGCGUUGGCGCCAUCUCCGUCCUCCAGCGACAGGUUCAGCGACUUCAGAAGGAGCUCGAUGCAGCCAACGCCAAUCUGUUGAGGUAUGCCUGUAGCGAAAUCCCUUCCGCUCUUCCUAUAACGACGGUGCCUUCGCCGGUUGUGUUAGGUGGCUACCAGCGGUUGGAUUAUGAAAGAGGUCCAGUGGUGGCCGCCAGCAAUGUUAAUAGAGACUGCAACGGCAGCGGCAGCUAUUUCCAGCCUUUAACACAUGCUGGACUGCAUCAGGUCCUGCUUCCCUAUCAUUCAUCUCUUCAAUGGAGUUCUAUUUCAGGCAAUCAACAGCUGAAAGAGAAUGGUGGUGAUGGUUAUGGUGACAUGGAUCGCAGUUAG
Molecule: messenger RNA, 681 nt
Organism: Dendrobium catenatum
Lineage: Eukaryota; Viridiplantae; Streptophyta; Magnoliopsida; Asparagales; Orchidaceae
Product: protein LATERAL ORGAN BOUNDARIES-like
Exons: 1
Coding region: 1-681 (226 amino acids)
Source: RefSeq, a predicted model, not a curated record